Molecule: messenger RNA, 1789 nt
Organism: Rhineura floridana
Lineage: Eukaryota; Metazoa; Chordata; Lepidosauria; Squamata; Rhineuridae
Product: collagen alpha-1(VII) chain-like
Exons: 25
Coding region: 284-1645 (453 amino acids)
Molecular function (GO): serine-type endopeptidase inhibitor activity
Source: RefSeq, a predicted model, not a curated record
UGGCAACCCAGGGAUCCUAGGGUCCCAGGGGGAGAGAGGUGCUCCAGGGACACCUGGAAUUCCGGGGCAAAAGGGGGAACGUGGCAAGAGAGGCAGGAAUGGGUCAGCUGGACCAACAGGCCCCCCUGGACUCCCAGGACAAGAGGGGCUGCCAGGGGCUCCUGGGAUCAAGGGCAGCAAGGGAGAGGCUGGCCUUGGCAGACUGGGCCCAAGGGGACCACGUGGCCUCCCUGGCCCCCAGGGAGACGAAGGAAUUGUUGGAGUUCGUGGCCCCACUGGCGUGAUGGGACAGAACGGCCUUGCGGGGGCGAAAGGGGAGAAGGGUGAUGUUGGGUUUCCUGGGACCAAAGGAGAAAGGGGAGACUCCAUGAGAAUAUUUGGACCUCAAGGCUAUAAAGGCAACAAAGGAGAUCCAGGUGAAAGGGGCCCUCCAGGAUUUGACGGAGACAAGGGCGAGAAAGGAGAAGAUGGACCUGCGGGAGGAAAGGGGCUGAAAGGAGAAGCAGGAGCGAAAGGAAUCAUGGGUCUGUUUGGCACAAGAGGUCCGGUGGGGCAGAAGGGGGAGCUUGGGGAACCUGGAUUGCCUGGAUCUGCUGGAACCGCAGGACUUGACGGGCAAAAUGGCAUGAAAGGAACAAAAGGAGACAGAGGUCUGCAAGGCCAGAAAGGGGAACCGGGGGGAAAAGGUGACCCUGGCCUAACUGGUGAUAUUGGACGGAAAGGUUCAAAGGGUUUACGUGGGUUGCCAGGAAGGACAGGCCCGCCAGGAACAUAUGGGAUCAAGGGAGAGAUUGGCAGCACUGGGCAGCCGGGAACUUCGGGAUCAGAUGGGCUUCUGGGGCCCAAGGGUGAGCGCGGAGAGCCUGGCACAGAUGGACCCAAGGGGAUUUUGGGGCAGAAAGGAGAAAAGGGUGCCAAGGGAGUGCCCGGCCUGGGAGGCUUUAAAGGACAAAGUGGUUUACCGGGCAAGGCGGGUGAGGCUGGGCCACCUGGCCUGCAAGGAACGCAGGGUGAGCCAGGGGUACAGGGUGAAAGAGGUAGAAGAGGAAGGCAACAGCUGUGUCUCAGGGGACCCCCGGGGACUCCUGGCAACAAAGGAGGAAUGGGGCAGGAUGGCCCACCUGGUUGGAAAGGAGAAAAGGGAGAUCCUGGCCUUUCUGCGGAAGACGUGAAGGACAUAAUCAGGAGCGAGAUGAGCGACGGAGAGGGUGAGCGCGCCAAAGCAGCCCCCGCUAUUGAGACACGCAGCCCCCGACUCUCCUCGGCUUGCAGAGCUUGUGCUGGCAAAAAUUUUCACUUGGCUAAUGGACUGGCAGACCCAGGUGCUGAUUACCUAGCAGAUGUCAUGCAGGCAGAGAAAAGGGCUCUAGUAUCCGAGGGUUUGGCAGAGCAAGAAUCAUUUGGCGAUAUACGGAACAGGUCCAAAACAGAUGUGUUUCUGAGAGAAUCUGUGCCGCUUCUGGCAGAUCCAUGCAUCCUACCCAUGGAUGAAGGCUCCUGCCUGCAAUACACGGUGCUCUGGUAUUAUCACCAGGAAGCAAACAACUGCCGGCCCUUUAUCUUUGGAGGCUGCGGUGGGAACGCCAAUCAGUUUCCAUCCAAGAGGAAAUGUGAGCUGUGGUGCAAGAGGAUUACAGGAAGGUGACCAGGAACAAAGAGGCAGCCGUGUAAACAGGCAGAACGAAGCCUGCCAUCUCCAAGACUGUACAUUUGGCAAAAGGAACAAAAGCUGAGUUUUUGCCAGUUACCUGUUCUGUGAACAAGGGAGAUAUUACAUGUGAAAAUAAAU